GGCGUUCCCACAGACCCAGGCCCAAUAUCUUUGGGCCCCAGAGCCGUCCUGCAUCCAGGGUUCUUCGCUCCGCGCACCCGGGCUUCAUAUUGCAUCAUCGCCUUGCACCCUCGGGAUCCUGUCGCUUGCGCUCGCGAGCCCAACUCCAUAUCCCAGGACCAUCCGUUGUCUCUCCCCCUCGGCCAUGGUGAUUGUCGCCUUCAGCGCUGCUCUGCUGUGGUGUCUCUGCUCAAGCACCCUCGCGCUCCCGCUCUCCCGGUCUGCCCACAGUCCAUCUGCCGUUCGACUGGAUCGCAGAAAUGGCGAAGCCGGUGGUCCGCAGUACUACUGGCCGUCCUCGGCCAGCUACACCACCAACUCGUCGGUCCUCAACCGCAACUCCAAUCUCGACCGUCUCCCUUUGGUGUGGUCCAAGAACAACGACCUUGGUAUGGACCAGGUCAAGAUCGUUGCUCUGGACUACCUCACCCGCACCCUCUCGGUGCAGUCCAGCGAGAUAUUCAUCUCCUCAGUCCACCAGGACUCGUUGACGGGCAUAUACCACUUCUACGUCAACCAGGUCGUCGAGAAGACCGUCGUUAUCAACGCCGUUAGCAACCUCAGCAUCGAUCGCUUUGGCUCCGUUGUGGCCUUUGGUUCUUCGUUCAUCGUCCGCAAGCAAACCAUUGUCAAGGAAGCCAUCCAACUCAGCCCCAUCGACGCCGUCGUCGCUUUCGCUCGCCAUCUCAACGUUGCCAUCGACAGCAAGUCGCUGAGGCUUCAAGUGGAUGACACCCACACAAAGGCCACCAUCAGCGGUACUUCGGCCCUCACCAGCAAAGCCAUCCGGGCACAGUUGCGAUACUUCCAGACGCAAGAUUCGGUCCAGCAAGUCUGGGACCUGUCGGUUGAAACCGAGGACGACUGGUGGAACGGCUUUAUUAACACCCGCGACGGCUCGCUCGUCGGUCUGUCCAGCUGGACAAGCCGAUUUGCUAGCAAGCGGGCAGCUAGCGUCCAAGCAGCAUCAUACCGGAUCGUGCCUCUCACCCAGAACGAUCUGCUACACGGUGACCGAGCGCUUGUGUCCAAUCCUUUCGAUUUGACCGCCUCCCCCCUCGGCUGGCACGACACAGGCGAUGGCAAGGGUUCCCAGCCGACAACGGUCGGAAACAAUGUUCUCGCCCAGGAAAACCGAGAGAACCUUCCUGCCGUUGGAAGCAGCAACCACAGACCCACAGCUGCCAACUUUGUCUUUGACUUUGCGCUGAAUGACAAGACACAGCAGCCGCCAGACUAUCAGGAUGCCGCCAUCACAAACAUGUUCUUCCUUGCCAACACCUACCACGAUUUGCUCUACCACUACGGCUUCACCGAGUCCGCCGGCAACUUCCAGCAGAACAACUUUGGCAAGGGCGGCGCUGGAGCCGAUCCGGUGAUUGCGAACGCUCAGGAUGGCUCGGGAUUCAACAACGCCAACUUUGCCACCCCGCCGGACGGGCAGUCGGGACGCAUGAAGAUGUUCAUCUUCACCUCCACCAAUCCAAACCGCGAUGGCACCAUCGAGGACGACAUUGUCAUGCACGAACUGACCCACGGCCUGACCAACCGACUGACUGGCGGCCCGGCACAGGCAAACUGCCUGAGCCAACUCCAGUCUGGAGGCAUGGGCGAGGGCUGGUCCGAUUUUUACGCCAUCACCUUCCGCAUGACGGCCUCCAACACGCGCAACGACAACAUGGUGGUCGGGCAAUAUGUCUCUGGCAGUGCCGGAGGCGUCCGGACGUUCCCGUAUUCAACCAGCCUGUCAACGAACCCAGAGACGUAUUCAUUCCUGGCCCGCAGCGACACUCAAGAAAUCCACAAGAUAGGGGAGAUCUGGGCCUCGAUGCUAUAUGAAAUUUACUGGAAUCUUGUCGACAAGCUGGGAUUCGAUCCCAAUCUGCAGAAUGCCAGUGGCGGCAAAGGAAACACCAUGAUGCUGCAGAUCCUCACAAAUGCACUCAAGCUUCAGCCCUGCAACCCCACUUUUGUUCAAGCCCGAGACGCAGUCUUGACCGCCGAGCUGAACCUGAGCAAGGGCAAUAACCACUGUGAGAUCUAUGCGGGAUUCGCGAAGCGGGGACUGGGCUUUUCAGCCAAGGACGACGGCAGCUUCAAAGACGCCUUUGAUUUGCCGCCAGAAUGUGCUGGCAGCGCAACGACCCCCAAAUCGGCGAUCCGGUUCAUCAACGUCGGCAACUGAGUCGCCGCCUCCCGUUCGUUCGGACCGUUGGCCAAAAGGGGCCUCCUUUCCCGGCUCGCACUCGGCCCUCAACACUUUGCAUUGACGGCCCCCCGGUGCUUCGCCGCCGUUCACGUAUCCAGUUUUGUUAUUACGCUCCAAACUAAUGUACAAUAUUUCACACCUCGGGAACA
Polychytrium aggregatum is the source of this 2397-nucleotide messenger RNA. RefSeq names its product Fungalysin metallopeptidase-domain-containing protein. NCBI's taxonomy places the organism in Eukaryota, Fungi, Chytridiomycota, Chytridiomycetes, Polychytriales. The record is from RefSeq and is a predicted model, not a curated record. The coding region runs from base 185 to 2224 and encodes 679 amino acids. Gene Ontology annotation, molecular function: zinc ion binding; metalloendopeptidase activity. The transcript is spliced from 5 exons.